GCCCUCUUACCGGAUGCGGAUACGUACUUUAGUGGCAUUUCGAGUUAUUCCUGUUGGGAAGGUAUGAGCUGCAAAUAUAAUGUAAAUAUUUUCUAAACAAAUUGCAAAUUAGCUUUGUUAAGGUUAAGACCUUGUUGUAUAUUUAAGAGCUGGUCAUGCUGCAUUGACACAAAGCAAAGGUGUCAUAGCCCCGCUGUUGCUAAUUGGUUAUGUCGGGCCAGUCAACUUUGGCGCCUUUGCUACUUCCCACAAUACUUCAUGAUUCAAGAGGCUGUUUCAGUGCUGUUCCGGUAAUGUUUACUAAAACACUUAUUUGUUGUGAAGACAAUCCAUGAAAGCGGCGUACGUCUAAUAUACUGGAGAAGAAUGGCCCCAGAGACUCACUCAGUGGUACGUGCUGCCCAGGCCUGGCUGCUGUCGUCCUGGCAUGUACAGGUGCCUUUUGCCUGGCUAGACGCCUGUGUAGACUGGCUUCAAGCAGAGGCAGGAGGAGCAGCUCGUCUGCCACAGCAGCAAAUUAAUCAACAGGUGUUGGACCAGUGGCUCUUAACAGACUUGAGAGACCUGGACCAUCCUGUUCUCCCUGAGGGGUUGGCUCAGGCUCAGAAGACAGAACUAAGUGGUACCUUCUGUGUGCAGGUUGACUCAUUUUUGGACAUCAGUCAGCCUGCAUAUGGUCAGCUGCAGAAGUGGAGGGGUACAGAUUGCAUGAAUGACGAGGUGUCUGCUGUCACACAGACCAGUCAGAAGCCCUGGGAAGUCAAACCAACUCGUAUGCUGCUUCUACAGGUAACAGAUGGAGUCCAAAGCUUGGAGGCCAUGGAGUAUCAGACUAUUCCUGCACUUAGUGCAGCACUCAGGCCUGGUGCAAAGCUGCAGUUGCAGGGACAGAUGGUUUGCAGACUUGGUGUGCUACUUUUGGGGCCAUCCAAUGUCAAGGUUCUGGGUGGUGAAGUGGAGGACUUGGUAGACAGGAAUAAUAAGGGCAGGGUACUCUGUCGGACACUGGGUCUUCCUGAGGAACAGCAGCAAGAGGGUGAGGAGGCAGCUGCACCCCAACAAGAAAACCAAGAAAUGGAGGACCUGGAGGUCAAUGAUGCAGAGUUGUUGGCCAGUUUAGAGGCACAGGGGGAUGCUGAUGGCUUUGGUGCUCUGCAGGGGACAUCCACCGUCUCUUCAAUCAGCUCCUCUAUUAGCAGCCAUAUCUCAAUCAGAGGUGAAACCUCUCAUAGAGGUGGCUUGAACCAGAGCAACAGAGGUGGUUCAGUAGAAGGCCAUCACAGCAGUGGUGACCGAGAAAACUCUGGCCAUGUUGUAUUCGUACCUCCUGAUGUGUUUAAUCAAGACAUCCGAGAGGACAACAUGACAGAAGAUUUUCCUGAUGAAGAGUUUGAUGAUCUUCCCCUGGAUGAGUUGGACAGCGUCAUUUUUCUGGAAAGUGAAAAUCUUACCUCACACUCCGACAGUCGUCACAAAAACACACCACAGAAUAGCAUCAGAAAUAUCGGAAAUCCCAGACAUAUGGACACAGGACCAAAACCCCAAGCUACUCAUUUUGAACCCCAUGCUUUGAGUAACUCCGGGUCACGCAACUCCAGAUCUAAUCCACAGAAAAGAGACUACCAAGGAUGCACGAGGGACGCUUCAAGUCCUUUAAUCACAGCAUCUUCCAAGUCGUCUCUUCCUUCAACAGCUUUAGAGCGAUCACAUGGAUUGAAAUUUGCUUCUAAUGAUGAGAAGGAUUUUAUAGAUGAUGACAUGGAUUGCCUUUUUCAAGAGGUUGAUGCCAGCAGAGUACAAACUGAGAGGAGUGGAGGAAUGGUUCAGCUCCAUGUUGAAGAGGGACCUAGUAGAGCCAGAGAGAGCCCUGUGAGCAAAACGGAGGCCUCAAGCUCCAGUUGUAGACCAAAAACUGUAUCCAGUAUAUAUCAAGAAAAAUGUUACAGCUCAAACACUUCGGAUUUGAAUAGAGUAGCUUCAGAUCAGACUAGCAGCAGAGUCCCUGAUGUCUCUCUCACCUCUCCACCUUUCACCUAUUUAUGCCUGCUAGAAGAGUUAAUGUCCAAACCACACUUCCACACCACCGAGAUCCAAGUCAAAGCUUUCAUUGUGACUCUUCUGGGGAAACUGAGCAGCAAUAACGGUGUUUGGCGCGUCUGUGCUACAAUAUCUGAUGGAACCAGCUACCUGGAUGUUGAGCUGUCCAAUGACGUUUUGACAAGCCUGCUGGGCUUCUCUGUCGCAGAGAAGGGGGCUCUGAAGCGAGACCCAUCCCGAAGAGGUGAGCUGGAGGCUGGAAUGAAGAGAUGCCAGGAAGAGCUUGUGGACAUGUGCUGCCUCAUGAAAAUUGUGGUUGAACCAGGGGGCAGAAAAGCUGUGGUGGCCAGAGCUGACCCUGUGAAUGAGAGAGUGCUGAAGGAGUUGGAGCACAGGAUGAGAGAGAGGAAAAAAUAAACGCAGAGGACUGGCUGAGUGGAAGUAGGCGAUAAUGAGAAAAUUACCCACUACAGAAAGGUAUAUUGCCCUUAAGCAGAGAGGAAAAAGUGCCAAUAAAACUGAGGGAAAUGUUUCAGAAAGAAAAUUUUCCCUUGAUGUAAUGAAAUGGGUAUGUUUUUCUAAAGGAAUAGAACGGUGAUCAACCUACCUCUCUUCUUCAGAUGUAGAGAGCAGUAGGUGUGAACUGCUUUUUGUUGCAAUGCAUCCCAUCUGCUAUAUCUGAAUGUGGCAUUCUGCCGUUUGUCUUUAGAAAAUUUCAUUCAUCUACUCAUUUUUAUCCAUACAGGCUUUAAAUCUACUGCAUCACUCUUUUCAUAAAUUAAAGGUGGAAAGAGGUUGCUCUGCUAAAAUAUUAAUAUAUAUUAAUUAUUGGUUGUCAGAAUAUUAGCUCAGACUACUCACAGAUGAGCAUCUAAAAUUCUAUAUGACACUGAAAACAACACGAAGAGAAGGUUGGAGAGGAGAGAAGGGAAAUGGGGGUGUUCAUUCUCUUGAUUGCAGUAAUGAAUUGCCAGCCUUUGCAUUCAUUCAGCGCAACCAUUACUUCUGACUGAAAAGUGAUUGAAUCGCCAAGGGCAGCACGACUCUUUAAUAAACUUCUCCAGAGGAGAAUGAGAGUAAAGGAAGAUAAAGGAGAAGCCAAGAGGUUUGAUUAUUUCUCUUUGUUACACAACCUUAUAUGUGUUUUUGUUUUUAAUUUUACUGCCAUGUUUGUAUUUUCUGCAUUUGGAAAUAAAAUUCCUCUCAAGGUU
Melanotaenia boesemani (Boeseman's rainbowfish) is the source of this 3248-nucleotide messenger RNA. It is a transcript of the gene rmi1, whose product is annotated as RMI1, RecQ mediated genome instability 1, homolog (S. cerevisiae). Bases 367 to 2454 code for a protein of 695 amino acids. The transcript has 9 exons. Gene Ontology annotation, molecular function: nucleotide binding. Gene Ontology annotation, cellular component: nuclear body; RecQ family helicase-topoisomerase III complex. The record is from RefSeq and is a predicted model, not a curated record. Gene Ontology annotation, biological process: resolution of meiotic recombination intermediates; double-strand break repair via homologous recombination. Lineage: Eukaryota; Metazoa; Chordata; Actinopteri; Atheriniformes; Melanotaeniidae.